Zychaea mexicana is the source of this 576-nucleotide messenger RNA. RefSeq names its product transcription initiation factor TFIID 23-30kDa subunit-domain-containing protein. Lineage: Eukaryota; Fungi; Mucoromycota; Mucoromycetes; Mucorales; Lichtheimiaceae. The coding region runs from base 1 to 576 and encodes 191 amino acids. Gene Ontology annotation, cellular component: nucleus; SAGA complex; transcription factor TFIID complex. The transcript has 4 exons. Gene Ontology annotation, molecular function: RNA polymerase II general transcription initiation factor activity; promoter-specific chromatin binding. The record is from RefSeq and is a predicted model, not a curated record. Gene Ontology annotation, biological process: transcription initiation at RNA polymerase II promoter.
AUGGCCGUCGCAAAAAGCGCAGCUGCCGCUGCUGUUGCUGCAGCAUCGUCUUCGCCUGCAUCGUCUUCUUCAGCAGCAGUAACAGCGCCCACACAACCAGUCUCAACAAAAGCAACACCAGCUUUAGCAUCAGGAUCAGCGUCAGCGACACCGGAAGCUCCAGGUGUAGCAACUGCAACAGGACCACCUCCUCCUCAAUCAACGGAAACCGAUUUAACCAAACGCGAAAAAACACUGGCCGAGUUCUUGGCCAUGAUGGAUAGCUACACACCUAUUAUACCAGAUGCUGUUACAGACUAUUAUCUGAGCCGAACAGGUUUCGAUUGCGACGAUGUGCGAAUAAAACGAUUGUUGGCGUUGGCAGCACAAAAGUUCGUGGCGGAUAUUGCUACGGAUGCAUUCCAAUAUUGUAAAGUGCGACAAUCAGGAAAUCGUAAAACUGGCAAAGUAAGUACCCAGCAUUUGGACAGUGGUAGUAGUAGUAGUAGUAGUAGUACAGUGCUUACUAUGGAAGAUCUAUCACAAGCUUUGGCAGAAUACGGUGUUAAUGUCAAAAAGCCUGAUUAUUACUCGUAA